Molecule: messenger RNA, 499 nt
Organism: Solanum tuberosum (potato)
Lineage: Eukaryota; Viridiplantae; Streptophyta; Magnoliopsida; Solanales; Solanaceae
Product: LRR receptor-like serine/threonine-protein kinase FEI 1
Exons: 2
Coding region: 7-438 (143 amino acids)
Biological process (GO): protein phosphorylation
Molecular function (GO): ATP binding; protein kinase activity
Source: RefSeq, a predicted model, not a curated record
GAGUAUAUGCCUAAUGGAAGUCUUGACAAGUGUUUGUAUUCGCACAACUACUUCCUAGACAUCAGGCAGAGACUAAGCAUUAUGAUAGAUGUUGCAUGUGCUUUGGAAUAUCUUCAUCAUGGAUGCUCCUCUCCGGUGAUUCACUGUGACCUGAAGCCUAGUAACGUCUUGCUGGAUGAGGAUAUGGUUGCCCACCUAAGCGACUUUGGCAUUUCAAAACUACUUGGUGAAGAUGAGAGUGAUUUAUACACUAAAACGUUAGCAACGUUUGGUUAUAUUGCACCGGAGUAUGGACUGGAUGGACUGGUGUCAAUAAAAUGUGAUGUCUAUAGUUACGGGAUCAUGUUGCUGGAAACGUUUACUAGGAGAAAGCCUACUGAGUUUGAGGGAGAUCUUAGCUUGAAGCAAUGGGUGAGUUAUCACUCCCCGAGGCAGUAAUGGACGUUGUAGAUGCCAAUUUGGUAACAAUACCAAUGGAUAAUCGCUUACAGAAGGAGCU